ACAAAAUAAUGAAUAUGUGCCACGGUGUGCAAAUAGCUUUUAAGCAUAAGGGUUUGUUUUUAUUUCAAUAAAAAUGCCCAAGAUUUUGUCAAAUUUGUCUGUGCCACAAGUAACUGUGAUGUGUUGUGAUGUAACAAAGAAGCAACAUUUGAAAUUCGAAAACAAGCGUAGUGUAAAGAUAAACGUACGCAUCUUCGUUACCAAAACGACUACAAAAGCGAAUCCUCUGAAUCUGAAUAACUUUCUUUACCACCAUGAGGGGUAAAUCGGAAACAGAGGGAAAUGCUUUGUACAGCCAAGAUCUCCAGAAUUCUGUACAAACAGCAAGUGGGGACAAUGUGGAAGGCAAACAUUCAAGGAAGUCGAGUCCCGUCAGUCUGGACAAGACAACCCAGAUGGAGAAGGUUGAAACUCUUGUGCAAGGCCCUGCACGAUGGCACCUGGCCGUGGAGUCAGAGGGCAGAACCUCUAGUGCACUCACAAUGUUGGAGGACCUGUCUCCUCAGAAGAAAAAGAAGAAGAAGAAGAAAGAGAGUGCAGUGAGAGAGGCUGCUCAGCCAACAGAGGGAGGGAGAGAGGCAGAGGUGGCAGAGCUGUUGAGGAAGAUUAAGGAGCUACAGAUCCUGCGAAAGUCGGAAAGGGAGGAAUGGAAGCAGGAGAAGGAGAGAAUAGAACAGGCCAGGGAGGAGGAGAGGAACAGGUGGAGGAAUAUCAGGAGGAACAUGGAGAACACUAUGGAGGAGCUGGACUUGGAGAAGAUGCUGGUGCAGCACCUGCGCAAGGAGGACCAGGAGAAGUGGUCCAAGACCACCAACAGCCUGCUGAACCAGCUGAUCAUCGAGAGGGAAGCGUGGCAGAUGGAGAGGGGGCAGACAAACAAGCAUCGCCGGAAAGCGGCAGAGGAGUGGAGGAAUGAGAUAAAGGAGAAGGACAGGAAGAUAGCGGGGCUGGAGCUGGAGCUGAAGAAAGCCCUGAGCCAGAUGAAGGAGAACAGGGAGGCGAUGGAGAAUGAGAGGAGGGAGAUGGAAGCCGAGUGGGAUGAGGAGGCGGCGUUGCUUCAGAGGACGCUCCGAGAGAGGGACCAGGCUAUCAGGGCGGAGGAGAGGAUGAGGGAGCUGGAGAGGCAGGAGAGGGAGAAGAGGGCAGAGGAGGAGAAGAAAGCCAUUAUUGCAGAGGUGAAGAUGAAGGAGGAGAAGAAAAGGGCUAAGGAGGCAAUCAUGACCCAGAAAUCAGAGGAGCGACGGUGGGAACAGGAGAGGCUGGAGAGGGAGAAGGAGGAGAAGAAAAAAGAGAAGGAGCAGAAGGCCAUUAUAGCGGACCUGAGACGAAAGGAGGAGGAACUCCUGAGGAAGCAGAAGGAGAUGAUAAGGAUUCAGGUAGCAGAGGAGAGGAAGAGGGACAAAGAGCGAAAAUGGUGGAAGCUGGAGGAGUGGAAGGCCACAGCAGUAGAGAAGAAAGCGAGAAAUGAGACCAAGACUAUGAAGGAUGAGAAAGAAAGAGAAUGGUCAAAAUAUUUGCUAACUGGGGCAUGA
This is a messenger RNA of Anguilla anguilla (European eel), 1532 nucleotides long. Its product is annotated as golgin subfamily A member 6-like protein 2. Bases 255 to 1532 code for a protein of 425 amino acids. NCBI's taxonomy places the organism in Eukaryota, Metazoa, Chordata, Actinopteri, Anguilliformes, Anguillidae. The record is from RefSeq and is a predicted model, not a curated record. The transcript is spliced from 6 exons.